UUUUCUUUCUCAAUUUUAGUCAUGGCAACAUUUGAUAAUCAUGUAGAACAACCUAUGGUUAUCAUUGUUGGUGGUGGGCCUGGUGGUCUUGCUACAUCUGCAUGUCUAAAUAAAUUGUGUAUACCAAAUCUCAUUCUUGAAAAAGAAGAUUGUUACUCUCCUAUGUGGAAAAAAUAUUCUUAUGAUAGAGUUCAUCUUCAUUUGGCUAAACAAUUUUGUCAACUUCCUUUGUUUCCUUUUCCUUCUUCUUCACCAACUUAUGUACCAAAAAAACAAUUCAUUCAAUACUUGGAUGACUAUGUUACUCAUUUUAACAUCACCCCUUUUUACAAUAGAAAUGUUGAAUUUGCUGAAUUUGAUGUUAUUACUGAAAAAUGGAAUGUUAAGGUUAGAAAUGGUAAUUCUGGUGAAAUGGAAGAGUAUUUUUGUAAGUUUCUUGUUGUAGCUACUGGUGAAGCUAGUUACCCUUUUAUCCCUGAUGUUCCUGGAUUGACAAGUUUCACUGGAGAAGCUAUUCAUUCUACUCAAUACAAGAAUGCUGAAAAGUAUAAGGGUAAAAAUGUCCUAGUUGUUGGUUGUGGAAAUUCAGGCAUGGAAAUUGCACUUGAUCUUGCUAAUAAUGGUGCUAAUACUUCAAUCAUUGUUCGAAGCCCGAUGCACUUGAUAUCAAGAGAAAUGGGAUAUUUGGCGCUGAUGUUGUUGAAGUACAAAGUUGCACUUAGAGUGGUUGACACUAUAAUGGUGAUGUUAAGCAAGUUGAUGUAUGGAGAUAUAAGCAAGUAUUAUGGUGUGAAAAGGCCAGAAGAAGGACCAUUUGCUUGUAAAGUUAAGUAUGGGAAGUAUCCUGUUUUUGAUGUGGGGACUUAUCGAAAGAUCAAGUCUGGUGAAAUUCAGGUGUUACCUGCAAUGAGAAGCAUAAGAGGAAAUGAUGUUGUGGUGGAAAAUGGUAAAAUUCAUCAAUUUGAUGGUAUUGUUUUUGCUACUGGUUUUAAGAGAACUACUCACAAGUGGCUUCAGGGAGAUGAUUAUCUAUUGAAUGAAGAUGGAUUACCAAAGCCAGAAUUUCCACAACAUUGGAAGGGGAAGAAUGGACUCUAUUGUGUGGGGCUAUCAAGAAGAGGACUUUAUGGGAUUGCAUUUGAUGCUCAAAACAUAGCCACUCAUAUCAACUCUCUGCUCUCUGAAUAAUUAUUUGUUGCUUUUGUUGAGGGAAAGUUUUUAGUCUUAGACAUGAAGGGAUGUUAAUGUUGGUUAGUUAAAUUAAAAUAUGAGAUCUAUUUUCUAUGUAAUGUGAGGAUAAAAAUUAUUAUCUCUUUACAAUUUACAUAAUAGACUUAUUUUGCUUAAGAGUCA
Messenger RNA from Solanum lycopersicum (tomato), 1353 nucleotides. RefSeq names its product probable indole-3-pyruvate monooxygenase YUCCA10 (gene FZY6). The record is from RefSeq and is marked validated. NCBI's taxonomy places the organism in Eukaryota, Viridiplantae, Streptophyta, Magnoliopsida, Solanales, Solanaceae. Gene Ontology annotation, molecular function: N,N-dimethylaniline monooxygenase activity; flavin adenine dinucleotide binding; NADP binding.